CCCCACACACCACGAUAAAAGAGGCGCUUUCCAAAAAAAAUGAGAAGCAGUUCUCAGCCCGUUUACCGUUUUCCAUCGAUUAAGAUGCAAAAAGAUAUGUCAGGAUACCUUUGCAUCUUCAUUUUUUUGAUCUCUAAGAACGCCUAGUCUUUAUGACAGCUUAUCCUUUGUCAUCUAUUCCUUGUGGCAACGGUUUGUCCCCUCCAUAAUUUGUAUUGACGGGUAAAAAACCUAUCUUUGCUUUCCAUUAAAUUGCCUUUUCUUUGUGGUGGCAAGACCCAUUUGUCAGCCCACCAUUUCUGUUGUUUGCAAAUGCUGUAACGAGAUUUGUUUAACCUUGCACACAUGGACAUAACGUGGAUUUAGCCUCUCAUUCCUGGAAGUUUUUCUCCAGCCAAUUUCCCAUAGCUGUCUGGGGCACCUGUGAAAUCCCACAAAGAGGAAGAGCCACAGCGGUUACACACUAUUCAAACAGGUGAUACACGGUUGCAUGUGGUACCCCGCAAAUCACUAUUUCCCGUUUCCGCCAACCGCUUUUCUCUUGAAAGGAACCUUUUAUUCUCAGAUACCACAGACCAUGCUCGCAGCAGAGCAAACUAUCCAUCAUUUACCUUCCCCAGCUCGAACUCGGUUAAAUCCGACCUCAAAUUUGGAUAUGAAAUACGCUUUUCCAGAACAGGUAGAAGCCUUGGCCGAGAUUCAGAAGCUUUUUACCGUUUCAGACCAACAAUUGGCAGAAUUAGUCAAGCGAAUGGGAGAGGAAAUGCAAAUCGGCUUGGAAAGAGAUGAUGCUUCCGAUCUCAAAAUGAUUCCUUCUUUUGUUACAGGCUAUCCAACUGGUCAGGAAGAAGGCGUUUACCUUGCCCUGGAAAUCAGUGGUAUGGAUAUCUAUGUAUGCCAAGUUAAGUUGAAGGGCCAAGGCGGCAAGCUGGCCAUCAAUCAAUACCAAUACAAGAUUCCAGCUGCUCUUGCAACCGGUCAAGAUAUUGCUGAUCUUGUUGACUAUAUUGCUGACUGCGUAUCCGAUUUCCUCGUCAGAGUCGGUUCUCAGGAUCUGUUUGUAUACCCUAUGGCGAUCAGUUUUGGAUUCGCAGUAGAGCAGACUGCACUGAACAAGGGAUAUAUCAUUGCCCUAGGCCACGGAUUUGAUUAUGCCAACGGCGUUGGUUGUGAUGUCGUUGAACUAAUCCAUUCAAGGUUCCAACGAAAAGGUCUCUCUGUGAGAGUAGUCGCUAUUGCCAAUGAUACAGUUUGUACUUUACUCGCACACGCAUACCAGCACCCAAGCACUAAGCUUGGCAUAGUUCAUAGCGCUGGAACAAACUGCGCAUAUUAUGAAACGAUGGAUAACAUCUCAAAGCUUCAGACAAAUGCAAACCAUAUUCGCUCUUCAAGUGACGGAAGCGACAUGAUUAUCAACACAGAAUGGUGCAACUUCGGCUCUAAGAAGAAAUAUCUUCCUUCUACAUGGUUUGAUCGAAAACUUGAUCGAGAAUCAAACAACCCAAAUGUUCACAUUUUUGAGAAGAUGACCACUGGCGUAUACUUGGGCGAACUCGUGAGAAUUGUCCUCAUCCAUCUUGUCGACAAUGAAAUGCUUUUUGGAGGAGAAAGCUCUGAAGUCCUGAAUACACCAUUUAGCUUUGACACGAGCUACAUGUAUGUAUGUGAAAAUGACGAUACUCCUUCUCUGGAUGGCAUCAGAGUCAUUCUCGAAGACAUGCUCAAGGUUGGAGCAACAAGCAUGGCUGACAGGGAAAUUGUAAAGAAAGUAUGUGAAAUCAUUGGAGAGAGAGCAACCAUGUUGGUCGGCGCUGGCACUGCCAGUGUUGUUCAAUACAUGGUAGAACAUGGCAUAGGAAUGGACCUAGAUGGCUCCGGAUUUGCUAUAUCUAUAAGCGGCGAUAUCUAUGAGGAUUACCCACAAUUUCAUCCCCGAGUCUGUAAAACGUUAAAAAAAAUGUUACCGGAACAUAUUGCCGCCAAGUUAUCAGUUGGCAUUGUCAAGCAUUCAAGAAUAGUAGGAGCAGCCAUCGUAGCAAUGAUGGCUGAAAAAGCGUAGUAGUAAAGCAAACACAUUUCUUUCUUUCUUUUUCUUUGUAUUCGUAUCAGCAUUAUCAUGUAACAGCACAAUGGGGGAAAUAAAACCGGUUGAAAUAUGGUCAUUUGAAUA
Messenger RNA from Umbelopsis ramanniana AG, 2173 nucleotides. RefSeq lists its product as uncharacterized. The coding region runs from base 491 to 2062 and encodes 523 amino acids. Gene Ontology annotation, biological process: glucose 6-phosphate metabolic process; glycolytic process; intracellular glucose homeostasis. Gene Ontology annotation, molecular function: glucokinase activity; D-glucose binding; fructokinase activity. NCBI's taxonomy places the organism in Eukaryota, Fungi, Mucoromycota, Umbelopsidomycetes, Umbelopsidales, Umbelopsidaceae. Gene Ontology annotation, cellular component: cytosol; mitochondrion. The transcript has 4 exons. The record is from RefSeq and is a predicted model, not a curated record.